This is a messenger RNA of Lottia gigantea (owl limpet), 1759 nucleotides long. RefSeq lists its product as hypothetical. Bases 42 to 1730 code for a protein of 562 amino acids. The transcript has 11 exons. Lineage: Eukaryota; Metazoa; Mollusca; Gastropoda; Lottiidae. The record is from RefSeq and is a predicted model, not a curated record.
AGACAAUCCGUCACUUCUCAUUUCUUCCUUUUAGAAGCAGGAUGUUUGGACCAGUGUCAUUAUUGGUAUUGGGGUUAGCCGCGACACAGGCUCUGUUAGUUGUCAACCAAACCAGCAGUCUACGAUUAGAAAACCAAAAUGGUCAGAAGAAUUUAUUUAUGGGUUUAGCUGAUGCUAUGGCUUUAGAUACCGACCAGAAUCUACUCUACGUUGUUGGUGGUAAUACUGAUAUGUUGAACGUAGUGGAUGUUUCAUUGAAAGACAAUCUGAGGUUAUACUUCCAGAAACAUUUUAGUGCUGUCAGUGACGGUAUCCCUCUCUCAGUCGCUGUCUGUCGAUUUUCUGGCCUCAAUCAACUGGCUAGACUUGCUAUUGGUUUCGCUAACAGAGAGAAGACCUAUGAGGGCCAUAUUGAAGUGUUCGAUUUAUUGACCGCUGGAGCCAGUAAUCCUCAGCUUGUGAUACGUGAAAAUAUUGCAGUACAACCUGACCCAACGAGUUUAAAAUUCAAUGAAGAAUGCGACCAGAUUGUUGUUGCUUGUGCUGGUGAAGCAGGUGGUCGAAAUGAUCCCAAAGUUUUUGUAGAUCCCGUCGGCCAUGUUGAUUUGGUUCAACUGAACCCUCUUGGUGGUUAUACUGUACACAGACUUAAUUUUGCUGCCAAUAAUUCAGCUGUUCGUCAGGUUUAUAACAACUACAACGAUAUUAACCAAGGACUCGCUAAUGAUCUUGAACCGGAAAUUAUUGCCUUUGGCUCAAACAACACUGCUUACGUCAUUUGUCAGGAGAAUAACGCUGUUGGUGGAUUUGAUACUACCAGAGUUAACACUGACAUCCAACUGUAUGAUAUGGGAACAAAAGACUUCAGCAUGUAUGACGUAGAUACCAGUGAUGCUGAUUUAAAUGAUAGUCCAAAUGGAGAUGGUAUCAACCUUCAGAGACGAAACAUCCAAGCUUUUUAUCAACCAGGAGAUAUGAAAGUGUUCCAACAUAACGGUGAAGAUUAUUUACUAACAGCCGAUACUGGAGCUCAGAAACAAUUCACUGCCGUUGAGCAAGGAGUCGAUUUUACUGAAUCUAAACGUGGACGUCAAUUUGACGCCAAUGAAUUGAACACCAACGCCUUAGGAUCUGCUACUGUUGAUGAUCUGAGAGAUAACGCCAGAUUAGGUAGACUGUACCUCAGUAAUCUACAACAGAAAUUGGAUGGGUUUGAUGAUGUUAUUACCAAUACCUAUACAUCCUUGAGAAUGUAUGGUGCUAGAGGCUUCUCUAUCUGGAGACCCAGUGAUCUGUCUCAGACUUAUCACAGUGGUGGUGAAUUCGAAUACCAGAUGAAAGAAACCUACCCCAGUUUAUUUAAUGGUGAUAUUGUAGGUGGUAAUAGAGUACCAACACAAGAUACUGAUACUCGAUCAGACGAUAAGGGCCCUGAACCAACUGCUAUCGCUACUGGUAUGGUUAACGGUAAGAGAAUUGCCGUCAUUGGUAGUGGACGUACUGGUACACUCUUCGUUUACAUCAUUGAACCCGAUAGUGCCAAUCUCCCUGUUGGUCGAUUCCAGAGUAUCUUCAGACCAGGUGAUGCCAAUGACAACUGGACCAAUUUAUGGAACCAAGACAGAGCUGGACAUCCCAGAAUUACCGCCAUGGAGAUUAUUGGUACUGAUUUGUAUGUAUUAGGUGGAGCUACUGGUACCGUUAAUGUCUACUCAUUAAACGAUAUCUAAACAGAUGCAAAUAAAAAUUUAAAACUAAU